GACAAGUCCCUAUUACGAAUCCCCCACACCCUGUAGAUACCAGGCACUAGCAACCUACCAAAUCUGCACGCAGGGUCGCGCGAUUUUCCUUGCUCGAGAUCUUAGCUGGAUUCAUAAAAUUACGCCGAGCCAUGUUUAUCGAUAACCAGGGCGGUGAAAGCUCCGUCGGGCAUUUAGCUGCGAGCCCCGCCAGCCUCACGAUACGCAUAUUCUGGCUAAAUGCAAAGGUCAGCUUCUCGCGCGUCGGCCCGAUGCCAGACGAUCCACCUCUGCGAACGCCGCCGCCGCCAUUGUCGCAUGACAGCUCCACCGCUCAGGACAACAGCUCCCGACGAACAAUCACCCAAAACAUUCAAAAUGGUCCUCCUGAACCUACUGACACUGGGCCUCUGGUCAAAGCUGGGACGACUGACGCACUAUGCCUUUGACGCCGUGCUUGUCUCGGCUUUCCUCGCCGGAAUGAAGCGCUCAACUGGCUUGACAUUCAAAACCGACCGUGUCGCCGGCGAGAGCAAAGAAAUGAGCAAAUGGAUCGACAACUACCUCGGCGUCGGCGAAUGGGUGAUGGACCAGUCGGUGGCCAUUGCAGGGAGCUCGGGGUAUUUUGAGCGCACUCGAUGAGAUAACGAUGUCAGGAUGGCGUUGGGUCAAGGCGUUUGGGCUGUUACUGGCGAAGACCGAGAUGUAUGAGUGCUCUCCCGUUGCUCUUUACAUUAUACU
Messenger RNA from Emericellopsis atlantica, 720 nucleotides. RefSeq lists its product as uncharacterized. Bases 220 to 621 code for a protein of 133 amino acids. Gene Ontology annotation, cellular component: cytoplasm. NCBI's taxonomy places the organism in Eukaryota, Fungi, Ascomycota, Sordariomycetes, Hypocreales, Bionectriaceae. The record is from RefSeq and is a predicted model, not a curated record. The transcript is spliced from 4 exons.